AUCCUCAUCACGCCUCUCACCUCAGUCACACACACUGGCAGUCUCGCAGAACACCACAGCCCAAACCUCGCGAGCCAAACCCUGCACUGCAGAUGGCGCCCGUGGCGAGCAGCAGCUUCUUCCGGGAAGCGCGGCUCCCGGAGCAGCGGGCCGUCGAGGGCGUCGCCUUCCCCGCGGUGCUCGUCCCGAGCGGCGGGCCCCCGGGGCCGGGAGAGGGGAGCCUCGACGAGUUCCUGGCCGCCGUGCGGUCGGAGCGGGCGUCCCGGGUGGAGCCGCUGCUGCGGGAGGCAGGGGCGGUGCUGCUGCGCGGGUUCCCCGCGCGGACCGCGGCGGACUUCGACGCCGCCGUGGAGGCGUUCGGGUACGAGGAGCUGCCCUACGUAGGCGGCGCGGCCCCCCGGACCAACGUGGUGGGGCGGGUGUUCACCGCCAACGAGUCGCCGCCCGACCAGAAGAUCCCCUUCCACCACGAGAUGGCGCAGGUUCCAACUUUUCCGGCGAAACUCUUCUUCUUCUGUGAGGUGGAACCAAAAAGUGGUGGAGAGACACCAAUAGUCCUCAGCCACUAUGUGUAUAAGAGGAUGAAGGAAAACUUCCCUGAAUUUGUGGAGAAAUUGGAGAAGCAUGGCCUGAUAUACACAAGGGUAUUGGGAGAGGGUGACGACCCAUCUUCUCCAAUCGGCCGUGGAUGGCAAUCCACAUUUCUCACUAAAGAUAAAUCCGUCGCCGAGGAAAGGGCUGUGAAGCUUGGGAUGAAGCUGGAAUGGACCGACGACGGGGUCAAAACAGUGAUGGGUCCGAUACCAGCAGUCAAGUGGGACGAGAGCCGAGGGAGGAAGAUAUGGUUCAACAGCAUGGUCGCUGCCUACACGGGGUGGAAGGAUGCCCGUAACGAUCCAGUUAAGGCCGUCACCUUCGGCGACGGCUCACUCUUGCCUGCCGAUGUCAUAGAGGCAUGUGGCAAGAUCCUGGAAGAGGAAUGCGUCGCGGUCCCGUGGCAGCAAGGUGACAUCCUUCUCAUCGACAACUGGGCCGUGCUGCACUCUCGGCGGUCAUUUGAGCCCCCGCGGCGUGUGCUUGCUUCGCUCUGUAAAUAGCAUGUAAAUGUAUAUCAUGAGGGACAAAGCCUUGCUUAAGAUUGAUCCACACUUCUGUGUGGUGUAUGUACCAUGUACGUGAUCUGAUUUGCACAUACGAACCUGGAAUAAUUUUGUGCAGCAUGACAGGGAGAAUCAUUGUGUU
Triticum urartu is the source of this 1242-nucleotide messenger RNA. Its product is annotated as 2-oxoglutarate (2OG) and Fe(II)-dependent oxygenase superfamily protein. The record is from RefSeq and is a predicted model, not a curated record. NCBI's taxonomy places the organism in Eukaryota, Viridiplantae, Streptophyta, Magnoliopsida, Poales, Poaceae. Gene Ontology annotation, molecular function: oxidoreductase activity.